This is a messenger RNA of Leptidea sinapis, 15209 nucleotides long. It is a transcript of the gene mgl, whose product is annotated as low-density lipoprotein receptor-related protein 2. NCBI's taxonomy places the organism in Eukaryota, Metazoa, Arthropoda, Insecta, Lepidoptera, Pieridae. Gene Ontology annotation, molecular function: protein binding; calcium ion binding. The record is from RefSeq and is a predicted model, not a curated record. The transcript has 27 exons. The coding region runs from base 149 to 13954 and encodes 4601 amino acids.
UCAGUCAGUCGCUGACGCGCUACGAGAGCACACGUAUUGUCGGCGCGCAUAUUAUUCACACGUCACCACUUUCCAAACUCCGAUAAACUUGAAAACUUAUUCGUGCUGUGCUGUGUGUGUUGUGUUCAUGUGAUUUGUGUCUGUUACAAUGCGGGGCGCCUGGGUGGCGUUCUGGCUGCUGGCUGUGACUGCAUCAGCGGCGAGCGCCGACACGAGGCACUUAGCAGGCGACACGAUAUGUCCGAGUGGAAUGUUCCGCUGCUCGGAGGGGAAGUGCAUCCCCGCGCUCUGGGUAUGCAACUAUCAGCAGGAUUGCGAGAAGGGAGAAGAUGAGCUGCAGUCUUGCCAACCUCCCGAAUGUGAAGCGGGCCAACUUACGUGUGGUCAAUAUGUAUGGAACAAGACAUACUGCAUACCACCACACUACCGCUGUGAUAUGCACGUCGACUGCGUGGAUGGAACGGACGAGGCGGACUGCACGUACCGCAAAUGCCAGCCAGAUGACUUCCAGUGCGGGGUGGAAAGGCCUGUCAGCGGCAAGGCCGCAGCCAACCAGGGUCCUUGCCUGCCCAAGGAGAAGAGAUGUGACGGGUAUUUAGAUUGUCGGACGGGUAAAGACGAACAAGAUUGUCCUGGGCGCAGGGUGAGCUGUCGCCUGGAUCAGUUCCAGUGCGCUUCUGGCGAUAAAUGUAUCGACGGCUCGCAGAAGUGCGACCACAAAGACGACUGCGGGGACAACUCUGAUGAAUCACACUGCAGUUUCCCGCCCUGUCACAUUGGACAGUUUCGAUGCAACAAUGCUCUGUGUAUCCCCGUAACGUACCACUGCGACGGCUAUAAGGAUUGUGCCGAUGGAACUGAUGAAGCGAACUGCACGGCUAUCACCUGUCCUGAUAACAAGUACCUGUGUCCUAAGGGUGGACCCGGGGGAACUCACAAGUGUAUCGCCCGCUCGCAGCUCUGCAACGGAAAGAUGGACUGUGAAGACAAUGCUGAUGAAGAAGCCGCUUGCUCAAUGUCUUCAUGUCCCGCCCUGGCCUGCGAGUAUAACUGCGUGGCGUCGCCCUUAGGUGGGCAGUGCACCUGUGCAGCAGGGCUCACCCUGGCUGCAGACAACCGCUCCUGCGUAGACCGCGACGAGUGCAAGGAGUGGGGACCCUGCCAUCAGCUCUGUGUCAACACGCCUGGAUCCUUCAGAUGCGCAUGUGCGCCUGGUUACACCCUCGUGGAUGGCAGCAUGUGUCGUGCGGAGUCCAGUGUGGGUGGAGCGCUGGUGCUAGCUCAUGAGAAGGGGCUGCUGCGACUCGACUUGGAGAGGAAGACGCCCACCACACUCGCCAACGCGACGUCUGCUGCCGGCCUCGACUACCACUACAGAAGAAACCUGCUGUUCUGGUCUGACUUGAAGACGAGGAAGAUCCACUCUCAACAAAUGAAUGUUCCGGCGGGUUUGAGUGGGUACUCCGGGAGCGAUAUCGGAGUGGCUGGGUCGUGGUCUCCCGUAGCGCUGGCAGUCGACUGGGUGGGAGAUAAGCUGUACGUGGCUGACAGCCUGGGUCAAAAGAUCGACGUGUUCGAGCUGGAUGGUCGCUGGCACGCUGUGGUGCUCGGCUCCAACCUCACUAGUCCUGCUGAUAUCGCGCUUGAUCCGACUCUUGGACUCAUGUUCGUAGCGGACAGUACACAGAUAAUUCGCGCAAAUAUGGACGGAACUCAUGUCCGCUCAAUCGUAUCAGAAGCUACGUACAAAGCAUCAGGUAUCGCAGUCGACACCAUAGCUAGAAGAAUCUUUUGGUGUGACUCACUACUGGACUACAUUGAAACAGUUGACUACGAUGGAAAUCACAGGUUUUUGGUGCUGAGGGGCCAACAAGUCCCGAGCCCUUCGCGUCUGGCCUUAUUCGAAGACAAAGUGUACUGGUCAGACAGCACGAAGCAAGGCAUAAGUUCUGUUAAUAAAUAUUUAGGAUCUUCCAGCAUCGAAGGCAUAUACAAAAUUAAAGAUAUCCGGGAUCCUAAGGCGUUGACAGUCAUUCACCCACUGAAACAGACAUCCGUUAAUAAUCCUUGUGGAAACAACAAUGGAGGAUGCUCACAGAUGUGCAUAGUCACGGCUUUGCAGAAUGGAGGCUUGGGGUACCGUUGCGCCUGCAAUAUUGGUUACAGUUUAGAAACCGAUCUGAGAAACUGUGAUUUGGUUAAGGAGUUCCUUAUGUAUUCUCAGCAAAGGUUCAUUAAAGGAAAAGUAUUGUAUCCUGUGAUAGAAGGUUUUAACGAUGCGAUACUUCCCGUAGUCUCCCGUCGUGCGAGAUUUGUUGGUUUAGACUUCGAUGCUCGGGACGAGUAUAUAUACUAUUCAGACGUGUUACAGGAUGUGAUAUACAGGGUCCACAGGAACGGUACAACGAAAGAGAUCGUGUUAGCGUCACAAAACGAAGGUGUAGAAGGUCUAGCCGUAGACUGGGCGUCAAAGAAUUUAUACUACAUCGACUCUAGGAAAGGAACUCUUAACGUCCUAUCCACUAGAAAUGUAGCAUACAAAAGAACGCUGCUCAAAGACUUAAAGAGACCGCGAGCUAUAGUAGUCCAUCCAAAUAAAGGUUAUAUUUUCUUCUCUGAAUGGGAUCGUCCAGCUAACAUCAGCCGUGCUAACACCGAUGGAAGUGGUUUGCUUGUCUUUGAGAACGUGACAUUGGGUUGGCCAAAUGGGUUGUCGAUUGAUUUCGAAGCAGACAGAGUUUACUGGUGCGAUGCUUUGUUAGACCACGUGCAACACGCUAAGUUAGACGGUACUGAUGUUAAAACUGUAAACUCCAGAUUGAUCAGACAUCCAUUCUCAAUAGUUAUAUACAAAGAGUUCAUAUACAUAACAGACUGGAGAUUGGAUGCCAUUGUCCGGUUGCACAAACUAUCGGGUGAGCAAGAGGAUAUAAUGGUGCGAGAACCGCAAACUAACAGGCUUUAUGGGGUCAAGGUUUACAGUGAAGAUGUGCAAAAGAUAGCACCUAACCAGCCCUGCGCUAUCAACAAUGGGAACUGUCAGAAAUUCUGUUUCGCAGUUCCGCGGAACAAUACUGAAUUCUUAACUGUCAAAUGUGGCUGUCCGUACGGGGAGAAGCUAGCUUUAGAUGGUACCAGUUGUAUUCCUGAUCCAAACUCAGAACCCCCACUUCAGGCCUGUCCUAAUUCUUGGGACUUUACCUGCACCAACCAAAGAUGUAUACCAAAGAGUUGGGUUUGCGAUGGUGAUGACGAUUGCUUGGACAACAGUGAUGAAGAACAAAACUGUACAAAAACUACUUGCAACGCUUCGGAGUUCAUGUGCAAGUCCGGGCGCUGUAUUCCCGCGACAUUCAAGUGCGACUCUGAGAACGACUGCGGCGAUUUCAGCGACGAGAGCGGCUGUGUCAACGUGACGUGCAGUUCGUCACAGUUCCAGUGUGACAACGGGCGCUGCGUGCCUAACACGUGGAAGUGCGACUCUGAAAACGAUUGCGGAGACGGUUCGGACGAGGGAUCGCACUGCGCUGAAAAAACUUGCGCUUACUUCCAGUUCACGUGUCCACGGACGGGGCACUGCAUACCUGCGUCGUGGGUGUGUGAUGGUGACGAUGACUGCUUCGACAAGCAGGACGAGGCGGACUGCCCUCCUGUCUCUUGCCUCGCCAGCCAGUUCAAGUGUGCUGACCUCAAGCAGUGUGUGCAGGAAGCGUACAAAUGCGACGGCAUCCCCGACUGCAACGACGGUUCUGAUGAGUUGGGCUGUCCAUCGCUGGCGCCGCACCAGUGCGCUCCUGACAAGCAGUUCCAAUGCCGAGCGUCCGGGAUAUGUAUACCGCACACGUGGUAUUGUGACGGAACCCCCGACUGCGAGGACCUGUCUGACGAGCCAGCGGAGUGCGGGUCGGCCGUGUGUCCUGCUGGUCACUUCCGCUGCGACAACGGGCGCUGCCUGUUCCGCGCCUACGUGUGCGACGGUAAUGACGACUGCGGAGACGGCUCCGAUGAGGGUGCCGCGCAUGCGUGCAAACCGCCGCCAUUCAGAUGUCCUUCCGGUCAAUGGGCUUGUCCAGGCGUGACCAAUCGCUGCGUAAACAUCACACAAGUGUGCGACACCAACAUGGACUGCCCCAACGGCGCUGAUGAAGGAGAGGGGUGUGACCUUGCGGAAUGUGAACACCGUAGCGGUCUAUGCUCUAACCAGUGCAAGCAGACACCAACAGGGCCGCUGUGCUUGUGUCCAAGCGGGGAGGAGUUACAGACUGAUGGUUACACCUGCCGCGACGUCGACGAAUGCCAACCACCCGGGCUUUGUUCCCAAAUCUGCACCAACACCAAACGGUCUUACUUCUGCGGCUGCGUCGACGGUUACCGUCUUGCUCCAGACAAACACUCUUGCAAAGCUGACAACCAUUCCAGCGCUUUUCUCAUCAUAUCCAACCGGCAUUCCAUCCUCGUUGCUGAUCUCAACGAGCAAGGACUUGAGCGUGUCCCUAUCAACGUGGAGAACGUCGUCGCCACAGCAUCUAAUAUGCACACGGGCACUAUAUUCUGGUCCGACAUGAAGCUGAAGACUAUCUCACGUUUGGAUCGCGGUGGAGAACCAAAGGUUAUUGUUUCUACUGGACUUGAUUUGGUCGAAGGUCUAGCUUAUGACUGGGUUGCUGGAAACGUAUACUGGUUGGACAGCAAACUGAACAGCAUAGAAGUGUCUAAAGAAGACGGCAGUGCUCGCACUACUCUUGUCAGCGGAAAUAUCACGCAGCCACGUGGAAUGUGUCUAGACCCUGCACCAGGUGAUCGCUGGCUGUUUUGGACUGACUGGGGAGAGAAUCCCAGGAUCGAGCGAGUCGGGAUGGAUGGAACACAACGAAGCGCUAUAAUAACCACAAAGAUCUACUGGCCGAAUGGUCUUACACUCGACACGGCGACCAAACGUGUUUACUUCGCCGAUUCCAAGUUGGAUUUCAUUGAUUUCUGUUAUUACAAUGGGACCGGCAGACAGCAAGUCCUGGCUGGCAGCCACUACCUGCUUCAUCCACAUUCGCUGACACUAUUCGAGGACACAUUAUAUUGGACGGACAGACAGUUGAACCGUGUGCUCUCGGCGCAUAAAUUCAAAGGAUCUAACCAAAGCGUAGUAUCACACCUGAUCUCGCAGCCUCUGUCAAUUCACGUGCACCACCCGUCCCUGCAGCCUCAACAUCCUAACUCUUGCUCGGCUGACGUCUGCCAACAUCUGUGCUUGCUCAGUCCUAACCAGACUGCAGGUUAUACGUGUGUCUGCAAACCAGGAUUCAAAUUACUGCCGGACGGAAAAUGUGUCGAAGAGGAGAGUUCAUAUUUGAUGGUGCUGAAGGGAACGCAGAUAAUAGAUUUGGCCAUCGAUGGAUCAGGACGAGCUGGUCGGUUGCCACCAGUCGUAGGAAUACAAGGUGGUGUUCAGUUGGAUUACGAUCGUCAAGGGCACACACUUUUCUGGCUCCAAUCCAUUUCUGGAGACAGUGAAGAUGACGAAAACUGUACGAUCUACAGCAUGCCUUACGGAGGAGGGAAUAAGGUUGAAUUUUUGGGUCAAGAUGCUGGAAUCGUUGGAGCGCCAUCCGCUAUUGCAUUUGACUGGCUUGGGCGAAACCUUUAUAUUGGCAACCGAGUUGCGGGCAAUAUCGAGCUAGUCAGAAUUGAUGGAAAAGUCAAGUACCGCUCCAUCGUGUUUGCUAACGACGGUUCGAGAACGUCCAUCGCGAAACCAAGGGGACUAUGUGUCGAUCCUACCGAAGGGAAAAUGUACUGGUCGGAUGAGGGCGGGCACGGCGUACCUGCGAAGAUCGGCAAAGUUAACAUGGACGGGACCUCACCCGUCAUCCUUGUGGACACCAUCGAGAGGCCCGAGGCUGUCACUAUUGACAUAGACCGCAAGAUAGUCUACUUCAGCACGCAGUAUCCAGCCAGCGUAAACAGUGUAGAUACUGACGGGAACGACCGCAAGACUAUCCUUACCGAAGCCAAUGCGAUCUCCUAUCCCAAGGUGAUCGCUGUGCUUGAUUCACGACUUUAUAUACUGGACCAGCGACACGAAAAGAUAUUCAAAGCGGACCUCCCGAACGGCGAUAAUGUCAAAAUAAUAAUGGACAAUGAAAGUGACCUGAAGUCUAUGACGAUCUUCCAGAAACGUAGGGCUGUGCACCACCCAUGUGCGCAGAGCAAUGGCGGAUGCGAACAGAUCUGCGUGCCGAGCGACGCCGGCUCUAGAGUGUGUGCUUGCUCUGUGGGAUAUCGAAAGGAGAACGAAGUUAACUGCGUGCCAUAUAAGACUUUCGCAGUUGUAUCUCAGUUGGACUUGGUCCGUGGAUUCCCACUGGAGGGUAGCGCUGAAGCCAUGGUACCGAUUACUGGGCUGGGCCACCACGCAUUGCACGUUGAUGUUCACUUCGCCGAAAACUAUAUCUACUGGGUCGAAUUCAACCGUGGUCGAUGGAAUGGCAUAUUCCGAAUUCGACCGAAUGGCACCGAGCUGCAGCACGUGAUCGAAGACGGUAUCGGCAGUAACGGUAUUCGUGGUUUGGCUAUAGACUGGGUCGCUGGCAAUUUAUAUUUCACCAACGUGUUUCCGCAUGAGAACUACGUGGAAAUGUCCUGGCUGGACGGUUCUAAUAGAAAAGUGAUUGUGAAGACUACUAUGGACGCUCCUCGUGAACUUGCUGUUAACCCCAUUAAACGUCUACUUUACUGGAUCGACUACGGACAAUAUCCGCGUAUCGGAAAGGCUUACCUUGACGGAAGCGAAUGGCGCACACUUGUAAGCUCGGGGAUAUCCAACCCACGCGAUCUGACUAUAGAUAUGUUGACACAUGACGUAUAUUGGGUUGACUCCAAAUUGGAUCAAAUACAAAAGAUUUCGUACAAUGGCGGCAAUAGACAGCUUAUUAGGUCGAACCUACCAAACCCAAUGGGUAUAGCCAUUCACACUGGGAAUGUCUACUGGGUCGAUAGAAAUCUUCAGACGAUUUAUAAAGCGUCGAAGUUACCUGGUAACACAUCAAUGCCGGAAAAGCUACGUACUAAUUUGCCAAAGCUAAGAGAUAUUGUGAUAUUUGAUAUUAACAAUCAGCCCAUUGAUGAUAAUAACCCUUGUAGAAAACUCGGCAACGGUGGGUGUGACCAAUUGUGCUUUAGCUAUCCACCUGAAGCUAAUAAAGGCAUAACACAUAGAUGUGACUGUGCUACAGGCCAGAUAUCAACGAUGGACUCCAAAAAAUGCGAUGUGGUCAGUGAAUACUUAGUGUUCACUACAAGGACUGAGAUAAGAUCUAUCAACAUGGAUCCGAAAUCGACCGGAGUACCAUUCAAACCAAUUGGAAACCUUACCAACGUGGUUGGAGUUGAAUUCGAUUACGCAGACAAUAAAUUGUUUUUCACUCAGAUCCGCCCUUGGGCAAGAAUAGCCUGGUUAUCGGCGAAUAGUCCAGAACAGGCUGGAAUUCAGAAUAUCAUUAAUAAAAAUAUCAACCCCGAGGGGAUAUCAUAUGAUUGGACUCAAAAGAAGAUCUACUGGACCGACAGCUCAAAUAAUUCUAUCUAUGCGAUGAACUUAGAUGGAAGUGAGCUGGUAAUGAUUGCGCGAGUCGAGCGGCCACGAGCUAUCGUAGUCGACCCCUGCAAUGGAACUUUAUACUACACCGACUGGGGACGUUUUGGCACAUCUGGUAAAAUCUACAGAACUACGAUGGCGGGAUCGUUGAAGAAAGCUAUCGUUGACAAGGAUUUAUCCCAACCCAGUGGGCUAACUAUCGACUUUGACGAUAACAUGUUGUACUGGACUGACGCAGUCCGCGAAAAGAUUGAACGUUCAAAAUUAGAUGGAUCAGAGAGGGAAGUGCUCAUAUCUGCUACCAUAUAUCCGUUUGCUAUUACAGUGUUCGGAAACUAUAUAUACUGGACAGAUUUGCAACUGCGAGGGGUUUAUCGUGCUGAGAAACACACCGGAGCAAAUAUGGUUGAAAUGGUAAAGCGUUUGGAAGAUUCUCCACGAGAUAUACACAUUUACAGCCCGAGUAGACAGAAGUGCCGAACAAACUUAUGUAAGAUCAGCAAUGGAGGAUGCGCGCAGAGCUGUCAUCCAGCGCCUAAUAACUCUGUCGAGUGUAAAUGUGACGAUAACACGAAGCUUGUGAACGAGGGUCGAAUGUGUGUUUCCAAAAAUAUCACUUGCGAUCAGAGCAAAUUCUUCUGCGCAAACGGAAAAUGUAUCAGUCGGAUGUGGUCGUGCGAUGGCGAUGACGAUUGUGGUGACAACUCUGAUGAAGAUAAGAACUAUUGUGCUUAUCACUCGUGUUCUCCAAAUGAAUUCCGCUGCAACAACGGCAGAUGUAUAUUUAAGUCCUGGAAAUGUGAUCACGAGAACGACUGCAAAGACGGUUCUGAUGAAGAGGGCUGCACAUAUCCACCCUGUGCUGCCGGAGAAUUCACAUGCCUCAAUUCUCGUUGCAUUCCAAUGUCGCAAGUCUGCAAUGGUAUCAACGAUUGCAAAGAUAAUAUAACUUCAGAUGAGACUCACGAGAGAUGCCCUAGGAAUACGACAUGUCCUGCAAACCAUCUCAAAUGUGAGAAGACCAACAUUUGUGUUGAACCUUACUGGCUCUGCGAUGGAGACAAUGACUGUGGUGAUAAUUCAGAUGAGGACCCCCUACACUGCGCGCAAAGAACUUGCCCUCAGAACAGCUUCCGUUGUCCCAAUCACAGGUGUAUCCCUGCGACAUGGUAUUGCGAUGGCGAUGAUGACUGCGGUGAUGGCGCUGACGAGCCUCCAGAGUAUUGUCGCUCAGAAGGAAGAACCUGUUUUGGAGACCUGUUCACCUGCGAUAACGGAAACUGUAUACCAAGAAUUUACAUUUGUGAUGGAGACAACGACUGCCUUGACAAUAGUGACGAAGAUCAAAGACACCAAUGCAACGAAAGAAAAUGUGACCCAGAUACUGAAUACACGUGUGAGGAGAAUAGAUUUUGGAACAGAGCACAAUGUAUACCCAAAAAAUGGUUGUGCGAUGGCGACCCUGAUUGUAUUGACGGUGCGGACGAAAAUAGUACGAUACAUCACUGUUCCACCCCGACACCAUGUUCUGAAGAUCAGUUCCAGUGCAACAACGGAAGGUGCAUCAAUGAAGGCUGGGUUUGCGAUCACGAUAACGACUGUGGCGAUGGCUCCGAUGAAGGCAAACAGUGUAACACGCAAUAUAAAAUGUGCUCCGAUCAAGAGUUCCGGUGUCAAAAUUUCAAAUGUAUCAGAAAUCACUUUAGAUGUGAUGGUGAAGAUGAUUGUGGUGACCAUUCGGAUGAAGUGGGAUGCGUCAAAGAGAACAAGACGUGUCCAAAUGGGCAGUUUAAAUGUAAUAAUGAUCAAUGUAUCGACAGCAAGCUCGUAUGUAACAAGGUGUCAGACUGUGCAGACGAUUCAGAUGAACCGGCACACUGUAAUGUGGACGAGUGCGCCAAGUUAGAGAUUAACCAGUGCGGACACAAGUGUAUCGACACUUUGACCGGAUUCUAUUGCGACUGUAACGACGGCUACAAAUUGUUGGCUGAUGGCAAGGCUUGCGCAGACAUCGAUGAGUGCGUAGAAACCCCAGGAGUGUGCUCGCAGUACUGUUCCAACACCCCAGGCUCGUACUACUGCAAAUGUAACGAGCAGUUUUAUGAACGAGCAGCCGAUGAACACACGUGUAAGAGAAAGGAUAACACCACUGCUUGGAUCAUAUUCACCAAUAAGUAUUAUGUCAGAAAUAUGUCCACCGACGCCUCGCUGUAUAACUUGGUUCACCAGGACCUCAUGAACGUUGUGGCUAUAGAUUUUGAUUAUAAAGAGCAAAAAAUGUACUUUGCAGAUGUGUCGGCUAAGACUGUAUACCGAUCAGAUUUCACGGAUCCAAAUCCGACCAAAGAAGUUGUUAUUAGACAUGAUUCACACGGUCUCGAAGGUAUCGCUAUAGAUUGGAUCGGAAGAAAAAUUUAUUGGUUAGACAGGCAUUCCAAGAAUUUAGAUGUGGCGGAACUAGACGGCACUAGGCGAAAGACUCUUAAAACUGCUAUCGCCGACCCCCGCGCUAUUGUCGUUCAUCCGGGGACGGGGUACUUAUAUUACACAUCGUGGCAUCUACAAGCAUACAUCGGAAAAUUGGGAAUGGAUGGUUCUAACUUUUCGACUGUACUAACCUGGGAGGAUGAUAUCGCGUGGCCAAAUGCUUUGACUAUCGAUUACUUCACUGAUAGAAUUUACUGGGCUGACGCCCACUUAGACUACAUUGCAUCAGCGGACUUAGAGGGUAAGCACAGACAUAUAGUUCUGUCUGGUAGUAAAGUACCACAUGUGUUUGCUCUCAGUUUGUUCGAUGAUGAAGUGUAUUGGACGGAUUGGAACUUGAAAGCUAUCAGCAAAGCUAACAAACAUUCUGGAGAAAAUUUGAAAGUCCUCAGAAACACGACCCACCGUCCCUAUGACAUUCAUAUAGUCCACCCGCUCCGGCAACUUCCGUACCCGAACCCAUGUGGAACUAAUAAUGGGGGAUGUUCACAUCUCUGCCUGAUUGCUCCGCCAUACGAAUCCAGCUACUUGAACAUCGAAGGGUACGGAGAAGAAGGUGCUACUACGUACAAAUGUGCUUGCCCGAAUCAGUUCUAUUUAGCUCGUGAUAUGAAGACAUGUAUUGCCAACUGCACGGAUGGACAGCACAGGUGUAAUGGUCGAGAUGAGAAGUGUAUUCCGUGGUUCUGGAAAUGUGAUGGCGAAAAGGACUGUAUGGACGGUUCUGAUGAACCCGAUACUUGUCCCGCGCGGCACUGCCGAGCCGGCUCAUUCCAAUGUAAAAACACUAACUGCACGCCAGCGGCCACCAUCUGCGACGGUGCGGAUGAUUGCGGAGAUGGCAGUGACGAAGCUCAGUGUGCUCAUGAGUGCCCGCUUCUUGAAUUUAAGUGCAAAUCUAGUGGAAGAUGUAUCCUGAACAGUUGGAAGUGCGACGGCGACACCGACUGUAAAGACAACAGCGACGAGGAUCCUGCAAUGUGUCACAAUAGACCUUGCAACCCUGAUACAGAAUUCGCCUGCAAGAACGGCCGCUGUAUACCAAAGUUGUGGAUGUGCGAUUUCGACAACGAUUGCGGUGACGACUCCGAUGAACCGGCUUACAUGUGCCGACAAAGAAACUGCACCACAGGCUGGAGAAGGUGCCCAGGGCAGUCAAACUACAGAUGCAUACCCAAAUGGCUAUUUUGUGACGGAAAAGAUGACUGCCGUGAUGGUUCCGAUGAGUUGCCAGAAAACUGCCCGUCGUGCAACAGCGAGACUGACUUCACAUGCGAGAAUAAAAGAUGUAUUCCAAAGCAGUGGCUGUGCGAUUUUACUGACGAUUGUGGUGACGGCAGCGAUGAAGCGGAAUCGGUUUGCCAGCACAACUACAGGGAGUGCUCGGAGUCUGAGUUCAAGUGCAGCAAUGGGAAAUGUAUAUCAUCCCGUUGGAGGUGCGACCAUGAAGACGACUGCGGAGACAACAGCGACGAGAUGGAGUGCGGUGGAUUCAAGUGCAAGAACGGCACGUUCCAGUGCAAGUCGGGACACUGCAUUGCGGCCUACUUCCGCUGCGACGGUGACAGGGACUGUCGCGAUCUGAGUGACGAAAUUGGCUGUCCACCACGAUUCCCUGGCGGCAGAUAUUGUCCGGAGAGCAGAUUCCAGUGCACGAACAACUUGUGCGUCUCGCAGUCGGACCUAUGCGAUGGUACGGAUGACUGCGGCGAUGGGUCUGAUGAAGCUCCUGCCAUCUGUACCAAUUUCAACUGCGACACUCUGCGACGCUUCCACUGUGACAACCAUCGCUGUGUGCCCAGAUACCAAGUCUGCGACGGCAUUGACAACUGCGGCGACGGUUCGGACGAAAACAACAUGACUCUUUGCGCCGCGCGGACGAAGCCCUGCGACCCGCUGACACAGUUCCAGUGCGCCAAUAAGCGUUGUGUGUCCCGCCAGGCACUGUGCGACCACAACGAUGACUGCGCCGACGGCUCAGACGAACGGGGCUGCCAUUUCGCACAGUCGUGCACGCCAGCGGAUAAAGGCGGUUGCGAACACCUGUGCACGAACGUCACGGGCGGCGGGUACAUCUGCACCUGUUUCCCGGGCUGGAUCAUCUCCAGCUCCGACCCCAAGCGCUGCGGAGACGUGGACGAGUGCGCCACGGGGCAGCAUCACUGCUCGCAUCUCUGCAACAACUUGAACGGCAGCUACUCCUGUGACUGUCGGGAUGGAUUUAAAUUGGCGGACAACCUAUCUGGAGUAUGCAAAGCAAUAGAAGACGAAGUAGUGUUGAUGUUUGCUAACGGUCCAGAGAUCCGCGCCUUUAUCCGAGAUAAGAACGAGGAGGUCGACGUCAUCAGCUCGGAGAAGAGAAUAGAAGCAAUCGACUACGAUCCUAAAUUAGAGAUGGUCUUCUGGGCAGACAGUUAUGACCGGUCCAUCAAGCGAUCUUAUAUGAUCAACGCGCUCAAUGGUCAGGUCAAGACUGGCUACGCACAGGACUUAGAAGGCAAAGGGAACGCCAAACCCACUGCUAUUGCUGUCGAUUAUAUUGGAGGAAACUUGUACUGGACAGAGACUGACCGAACUGGUUCUAAACCAAAAGGAAGAGUUAUGGUUUCCCGAAAUGAUGGCAGAUACAGAAGAGCGUUGGUAACGGCUGGUAUUGAAAAUCCAACUUCGCUUGUGCUUGAUCCGCAAAUGGGCAAAAUGUUCUGGGCAGAUGCUGGCUCAGCACCGAAGAUAGAAACGGCAUGGAUGGAUGGAUCUAAGCGACGGCCUGUGGUUACAGAGAACGUGAGGCAUCCAACUGGCUUAGCCAUCGAUUACGCAAUGGAUCAUAUGAUAUACUGGGCUGACACCAAGUUAAACACUAUUGAGAUGAUGAAACAUGACGGAUCGGGUAGGAAAGUGGUGGUGCGUGGAGAUUUCCUAAAGCAUCCGAUAUCGCUCGAUGUCUUCGAAUCCUCGUUGUACUGGGUGACCAGAGAUACAGGCGAACUGGUCAGGCAAGACAAGUUUGGUCGAGGUGUACCCUUCGUUAUAUCCAAGGAUCUAGUCAACCCCUCUGCAGUUAAAGUAUACCACCCGCGACGGUACAACACGACGGCGGGCUCGCGAGCGGCGGGCGCCGAGUGUGCUCGAGAGCCGUGCUCACGCCUGUGCCUGGCCGUGCCUGCGGGACACCGCUGUGCCUGUCCUGAUCAACAGUACGCACCCAAACGAGCCGGCCACGACCAGCUCUGCGACGGCGCUGUGGAAGUGGAGCGCGCUCUACCGCUAGCGUGCCCGUGUCAGAACGGAGGGCGAUGCGUAGAGGCCCCGGGCGGCGGUGUGCAGUGCGAGUGUCGCGCGGGCUCAGGGCCUCACUGCGAGGGCGGAGCAGCCGGGGCCUCCACCCGGGCCUCCGCUACCUCGGUGCUGCUGCCCGUAGCGCUCGUGUUACUUCUGGCACUAGCUGCCGCCGCUGCAUAUUUGGUGCACAGGAAGCGGCCAUUCGGCAAAGUGAGCGGACUGAGCAGCCUAGCGUCAUCGCAGAGCGUGUCGUUCAGGCCGGGCUCCAACGUGGAGCUCGGCGGGGUCGGGGGCCCCGGAGCGCCAGGGCCGGCUGGUGACGCGGCCUACACUCUGGAGCCCCGGAAAGGACGCGAUUUCACCAACCCAAUGUACGACGCGGUCACUCGCGCCGCUAUACCGGAGCCAGAACCGUUGCCUGGAAUAUAUGAAGUACCAGAUGAGUUGAAGGAGAAGGUUGUAUCAGCGGUGAUAUCUCCGUCGUCGACGGAGACACGCGGCGGGGGCCCCGGCAAGAGGCCCCGCGCACUCGACCCCGCGGCUGAUACGGGCGUCGAUACUCAGCAGCUCGUGAAGGAAGACCGCGACUGCUAGCAGCAGGCGGCGCCCGGGCGGGGCUUCCUCGCUCGGGCCUUCCGUAGCCCCAGUGUGGCUCGGGUCCACCCUACUUGGGCCUCAAAUAACUCGUUAACGAAGAGCCCUAGCGCGGCGCGUGUUCUGUUCAUAAAACUGCGAAGGUCUUGGAGGCCCCGAAAACGCGCGCGGGCCCUGCUACAUUAACGCUGCAGUUAUUUCACUAGAACUAUAUUAACACUUCUACAAUAUAACAGUUGAGAUCAGAACAUCAAGAUUCACAUUUCACGAUUUUUUUUAAAUAUAUUUACAUUUAAUAAAAUCCCAUAAAAUCUUAAUCACUUUCUCCUACAGAAAUAACUAUUAGAAUUUAAAUAAACCGCUUCUUUCCUAAGAAAUAUUUAUUUGAAUUUCCAAGGAAUCUCUGGUGUUCUGUUUUCAACAAACCUUAUAAUUAUAUACCAAUGUUAUAAUUUUUCAUAUAUUUUAUUUAUCUGUUUUUUCCCCUAUCUUUUUCUAUAUCUUCUCUACAAUCAGGUUGUACUUACAGUAUUCUAUCUUAUACAUUCCGAGAGUGAAAUAAUUAUGUAAAGUGAUAAUAAUGUUAGUGUAAGGCGAGUGUAAGAAAAGUGUAAAUGCGACAUCUAUCGUUAACAUUCCAAAAACAGACUUAACAUUCCUUUGUCUAAAUUAUGUAUAAAAGUAAAAUUAAAUAGUACAUAAAAGUAACGUAGGAAUUGUUCGACUUGAGUCCUUGUCGGUAACGACACAGGUCUUAAAUUUGUUUGACAAUAAGACAACUAUUUAGAAAGUAAUUUAUUUAUUUCGCUGUAAGACGUAUGUAAAAUAUAGCUGUGUUGUGUUUAAUUAUUGUCUAUUGACUGUAAAAUGUAUCGUACGUAAUCUGUGGGAACAUCGCGGUAUUGCCAUAUCACAAUUAGUGUGAGAGAUGUCUACUGUUGUUUAAUAUUUUUAAUGUCAGUUUUUGUUAUAAAUUUGUAAAUAUGGCUACAUUUUAGUGACGUAAUAAUAUGAAACUUAAAUGUCUUUUUCCUUUAUCGAUUUUAUUCGUUAUGGUUGUAAAGUUUUGUCCAAAUAUCACAAUUUAUAAAUAUUUAUGAAUUUCACAAGUUAUUAAUUUUAAAAGAUAUUAUGUAUAAAGUUACAAAUUUGUCAGAAUAUAAUAUUAUUAGGAGAUGAAAUAUUUUUGUAUUGGGAAUAUUAGAGAUGUAAUUGACCUUAGUUGAGUUGUAUAAAAUAAAAGUUAAUAAUUUUA